This is a messenger RNA of Suncus etruscus (white-toothed pygmy shrew), 891 nucleotides long. RefSeq names its product ATPase H+ transporting V0 subunit e2 (gene ATP6V0E2). The transcript is spliced from 4 exons. Gene Ontology annotation, biological process: proton transmembrane transport. Gene Ontology annotation, molecular function: proton-transporting ATPase activity, rotational mechanism. NCBI's taxonomy places the organism in Eukaryota, Metazoa, Chordata, Mammalia, Eulipotyphla, Soricidae. Bases 36 to 281 code for a protein of 81 amino acids. The record is from RefSeq and is a predicted model, not a curated record. Gene Ontology annotation, cellular component: proton-transporting V-type ATPase, V0 domain.
UACCCUGGUCGUGGCCUUGCACCUCGCGACUCGCCAUGACAGCUCAUUCCUUCGCGCUCCCGGUCAUCAUCUUCACGACAUUCUGGGGCAUCAUUGGCCUCGCUGGGCCCUGGUUCGUGCCCAAAGGCCCCAACCGCGGCGUGAUUAUCACCAUGCUGGUAGCCACUGCUGUCUGCUGCUACUUGUUCUGGCUCAUCACUAUCCUGGCUCAGCUGAACCCUCUGUUUGGACCACAGCUUAAGAAUGAGACCAUCUGGUAUGUGCGCUUCCUCUGGGAGUGAGCACACCAACAGUCCAGGUUCCGACGGUCUGGCCUCACUCAUCUGGUCCCUGAUGUUUCUGUGGCCCCCCCCUGAAGCUGGUCCUGACCCUCUGUCUCCUGCACCCCUUGUCCCUAUCCCUCUGACUUCUCCAAGGUCCACUCUUCCCCAGAUCACCUGGUUGAGGCUCAGUCCCCAAACUCCCAUUGUGCACCCCUGACCUGGGUCUGGGGAGGGGUCUACCUUUACAUGGAGAGAAGGGGUGGGUAUCCCAGAAGCUCUGAGCCAGGUAUCACUGCCAGGGCUGCUCUUGCCUGUUGUAUGACCACCCCCCCAACCAUGAGCCUCCACAUGGGGGCCUCCUUAAUUUCCUCAUGUGAAACAUGGGGGGGAGCAACGGGUUGGCAGGAAAGUCCAUUCCCAGUUCCACUCUGGCUUGUCCAAUCUCCCCUUCUUCCCCACUCUGACAUAGGAACUUUCAAAGAGGAACCUGAGCAGAGGGUCAUCCUGACAGUUUUUGAACUGCAUGGUAUGCCCAUCCUGGUUCCUCAUUCUUGUGGGUAUUUUCAGGAAGCUCUAGAACACCAGUUUCCACCCUAUAGAUAAAUAAUCCACUCCCCCUUGCCCGUCC